ACACCAAAGGUGAUCAAGCACGAAGUGUUAGUUGGACUGGCUCAGCAAGCUAUGAGGAAAGCGGCAUUUGAGGACUUUCCGAGUAUGCUUCAAUCGUGUCGCCAGAUAGACGGGGAUCGGACUGGCGAAAUUGACCGUGAAUUGUUGCGCCGAAUUUGUCUGUCAUACCACCUCCCGAUUCCUGAUGACAUGCUAAACGCUAUUAUGCAAUAUUCGGCAACGCAAAGUGGUACCAUUCGAUAUGAGCUGUUUAUAUCGCAACUGAAUUGGCGAUGUCAUUCGAUCGAAGCGACACCAACGGUCCCUUGCGAGUACACGGGUAACCUGAAAGUGGACUGGGAGUCCACAAGCAAAGGAGAUACCCCGGUAUCACUCGGACGCGAAUCGAAACCACAAGAGCAGCUGAUUCAGCGUGUUGUAUACCAGCCAUUAUUCGACGAUCUUUGUGGAACUGCCAGUGGCUGUCCUGGAUAG
Echinostoma caproni is the source of this 474-nucleotide messenger RNA. The record is from the annotation of a GenBank genome assembly. NCBI's taxonomy places the organism in Eukaryota, Metazoa, Platyhelminthes, Trematoda, Plagiorchiida, Echinostomatidae.